AUGGCUGCUGUCAUUACAUGCUUCGAUGACUUGCUUGACGACGAUGCAUUGUGCCACCCGUGGAAGAAUGACUCAAAGCCAUCAGAGACUAUUUGGGAGCCUUACGAAAACAUGGAGAAAGUCUACUGGCAUAAACAUUCAAAAUCCUCGAGCUAUAACACCCCAUGGCUGCUUGCUAAUGGAUGGGAGAAUGGUUCCAGCAGCGAAGUAUUCAUAUUGGACAUGCCGGAAGAACGCCACUCGGGGGCUUCAUUUGGUCAGCAAGAUUAUCAAGAGACAGCUGCCGUAACCACUCAGAACCUCACAGAAGUUGAAGAAAGUACAAUGGGUUAUGAGCUACAAAUUACUCUUUGA
Prunus armeniaca (apricot) is the source of this 354-nucleotide messenger RNA. The record is from the annotation of a GenBank genome assembly. Lineage: Eukaryota; Viridiplantae; Streptophyta; Magnoliopsida; Rosales; Rosaceae.